CAGCCUCUACCCCUCACAGCACUUUACUCAACAAACCUGCUGCUUCGUCAUCUUAUCCACGCUUUCAGCACCAGCUUUAUCUCGACCAAAGAGGAAACCAAAGAUGUCCGGCAUCAUGAAGGUGUUGCUGCUCCUGGCCGUUGCAAUCUGCAUCUCUAAAGCUCAGCUGAAUGAACCAGGACAGAGCUGUCUUUGUCAGCGUGUCAGAAACGGCAUCUCCACAAGGUCUGACAUAAAGGACAUCCAGAUUUACCCAGCGACUAUUUUCUGUGACAAAGUGGAGAUUGUUGUGACCAGUGGAAGAGGUUUCCGCUACUGUCUGAACCCUGAACUGCAGGCUGUGAAAAGGAUGCUUACCAGAAUCAUGAAGACAAAGACCACCUUCAAACCCAACAGCACCACCUCAGGCAAUAGUCCCACAGCUCAGAUGUGAUUGAACCAGAACCUCGCCUCACCUCUAACCCCAAACGCACCUUCAAGAAAGGCUGCAAAAGCUUAAACAUGUUAAACUUUAUAAAUGUGUUUUAUUUAUGCAGAUGUGUGCAUGCAGCACAUCAGUAACAAAUGUUAUUUUUUGGUAAUCUAUAUUUGUUUUUAGUAAAACCUUUAUUCUAAUUAUUUUUAUUUUGUUAUCUUGUAUGUUUAUUUUUUUAAUAAAAAAAACAAGAAAUCAAA
This is a messenger RNA of Girardinichthys multiradiatus, 675 nucleotides long. RefSeq names its product C-X-C motif chemokine 10-like. NCBI's taxonomy places the organism in Eukaryota, Metazoa, Chordata, Actinopteri, Cyprinodontiformes, Goodeidae. Bases 104 to 433 code for a protein of 109 amino acids. Gene Ontology annotation, biological process: chemokine-mediated signaling pathway; cellular response to lipopolysaccharide; inflammatory response. Gene Ontology annotation, cellular component: extracellular region. Gene Ontology annotation, molecular function: CXCR chemokine receptor binding; chemokine activity. The transcript is spliced from 4 exons. The record is from RefSeq and is a predicted model, not a curated record.